This is a messenger RNA of Drosophila rhopaloa, 1708 nucleotides long. It is a transcript of the gene Dbp21E2, whose product is annotated as probable ATP-dependent RNA helicase DDX28. The coding region runs from base 41 to 1657 and encodes 538 amino acids. Gene Ontology annotation, biological process: mitochondrial large ribosomal subunit assembly. Gene Ontology annotation, molecular function: nucleic acid binding; ATP binding. Gene Ontology annotation, cellular component: mitochondrion. The transcript is spliced from 2 exons. The record is from RefSeq and is a predicted model, not a curated record. Lineage: Eukaryota; Metazoa; Arthropoda; Insecta; Diptera; Drosophilidae.
CAAAUGAAAUAAAAACAUUGAAUAAUCCAAAACCCAGAGAAUGCUGAAGAUAUCCGUGGUGCUGCGGGUGCAGUCCACCCAAAGGAGCGCAUCCUUAGCGACAGCUGCGGCGGUCAAGACCAAACCGAAGCUCACGAAUACGAAGCCCAAAAAGGAGCAGCCCAAAAAGCAAAAGGAGCAGCCCCUAAUCUCCUGCAGAAGAAGCCAGUUCAAUUUAACGGAGCACGAGAAACCAGAUGCCAAGUUCGGAAGCCUUUCACUGGCCUCCAAAGGAUGGUUGCACAACAAAUCUAAGGGGGAUUACUUUAUCCUGAAUGCCAGCGUUGCAGGGCAGGAACUCCACGAUGAAAUGCAGCCAGUCGAUGGAUUUUUAAACAGCUCAGGGCUCCAGAUUCAUCCGCAAUUGCUAGACAAUCUGCAAGGAGAACUAGGCAUCAAACUUCUGACGGGCAUCCAAAAGCAGGGAAUCCCCAUUGUCCACGGAAAGGAACACUGCCUGAUUGCCGCUGAAACUGGAUGCGGAAAGACCAUAACCUAUCUACUGCCCAUCCUGGAUAAGCUUCUCCAAAGGGAGGCUCCCGAGCGCAAACUCAACACUCCUCGAGCUCUGAUCCUCACUCCAGGAAGAGAGCUGGCUACCCAGAUAGCAGGAGUCGCGACAAAGCUUACCCAGGGCACCAAUCUCAAUGUGCAAUCUUUACUUGGAGGCAACACCAAGCAUCUUAUGAUGAGCCCGCAGUUCGAGGAGGUGGACAUACUAGUCGCCACUCUGGGAGCACUUAGCAAACUGGUCACCACUGGCAUCUUUCGCAUGGAGCAUGUCCGUCACCUGGUUCUAGACGAAGCGGAUACCCUGCUAGACGACACAUUUACGGAUAAGCUGACCUACUUCCUGAGGAGAUUUCCCUUCCAUUUGGUGCAGAAAGACGACACUGGCACUCAGCUUAUCCUGGCCUCCGCCACCAUGCCUACGAACACCAGGGAGAUUCUGCACAAAGUCAUCGAUGUGGACACUAUCCGGGAAGUGGUCAGUCCACACCUCCACCACCUGAUGCCCCAUGUGACCCAGAAGUUCCUGCGGAUGUCUAAGGCCGAUCGUCCAGCCACCCUCCUGUCGCUUGUAAAACAGGAUCUUUCCAAGCGGCGACCAUUGAUUGUGUUUAGCAACAAAUCCACGACCAGUGACUAUGUCUCCAUAUUCUUGAACAACAGCGGAGUGAACUGCCUAAACCUCAAUGGAGAUAUGCUGAUGAAGAUCAGAUUUGGCCGCUUUGAGCAGUUUCAAAAUGGUCACUGCGACGUCCUCUCCACCACAGAUGUGGGAAGUCGUGGUCUGGACACCACCAGAGCUCGGCAUGUGAUCAACUUUGACUUCCCUCUCCAUGUGUCCGAUUACAUCCAUCGAUGUGGCCGGAUCGGGCGAGUGGGCAACUUGGAUAAGGCGCUGGUCACCAACUUGAUCUCCUCGCGACGCGAAAUCGACGUCGUUCAGAGGAUUGAGCACGCCGCUAGAACGGGUGGUCUACUGCCAAAUGUGAAUGCCAACAUCCGAAACAUCAUCAACAAGCGAAUUAUGGCAGAGAUGAAGGCGGCAGGAGUUCCAGUUCCGGUUUUAGGGGCAGGAAAUGGUCAUCAAGGACAGGAGGAGGCUUUUUAGACUUGUGUUUUUUAAGUAUUUCGAGUAAAUAGUUGUUUUCAUUACGAUAAA